Messenger RNA from Symbiodinium necroappetens, 567 nucleotides. NCBI's taxonomy places the organism in Eukaryota, Dinophyceae, Suessiales, Symbiodiniaceae. The record is from the annotation of a GenBank genome assembly.
AUGGGAUGGUCCGACAAGUAUGAGGAGGGGCCAAAGAGCCCUGCCUCAACGGCAGACGAGACGGGCGAUGAGGCCAAUGAGACCAAGAUCACUUUGAACAUCUACGACGUGUCUCAAGCCGAUUCCGUGCAAUGGGUCAACGCCUUCUUCGCCAACCAGCAUUCUCCUGUCAAGCUCUUUGGCGUCUUCCACGUGGGGGUGCAGGUAGGAGAUGAGGAGUGGGCUUUCGGAGCCACUCCGACUGGAAGCGGCGUCUGCCGCCACAAGCCGCGUGCUGCGGAGCAGCACCACUUCCGCGAGAGCCUUUGUGUGGGCUCAACGGCGCUUUCCAAGCGACAGCUGAGAGACUUUUACGCAGUCCUCGAAGCCACCUGGUCCGGCCGGGAUUACGAUCUGCUUCAGAAGAACUGCAUACAUUUUGCCAGCGAGGUGUGUGAACUUCUCGACGUCUGCGAUGUUCCGGCGUGGGUCAACCGACCUGCGAGGCUGGGCGCUUGGCUCAAACAGGUCAAGGAUGCGGCGUGGAACACCCCGCAAGAGCCGGCGGUGAGAUCCCAGUGCCUGUGA